Messenger RNA from Scheffersomyces coipomensis, 1057 nucleotides. RefSeq lists its product as uncharacterized. Gene Ontology annotation, biological process: mitochondrion organization; lipid homeostasis. The record is from RefSeq and is a predicted model, not a curated record. Bases 99 to 1034 code for a protein of 311 amino acids. Gene Ontology annotation, cellular component: mitochondrial outer membrane. The transcript has a single exon. NCBI's taxonomy places the organism in Eukaryota, Fungi, Ascomycota, Pichiomycetes, Serinales, Debaryomycetaceae.
AGCACAGAAAAAAAAAAAAAAAAAAAAGAUUAUAACUUCUUCAUUUUUUUUUACAACCAAUUAUAACUAUCAAAACUAUCAUUAUUCAGCAAUCAAGUAUGAACCACGAUACAUCACAGUUAGAACAGGUGAUUCCAAUACCGAUUGAUAAUCCAUCUGAUGAAGAAGAAUUAGAUCAUAUCAAUUCCGAACGCAAUUAUCGAAAACGAAGAAACCAUGUCAUAUCAAUCUUAGGUAAAGUUCAAAAAUAUAGUGCAUAUACAUUUGGAACGUUUGUUGGAAUACAUUUAACAUCAGUUAUAAUUGUUCCUAUCUUACCGAUUGAUCAUGAUAUUAAACAAGAGAUAUUUGAAAUGGGGAGAAACAUAUAUCAUGGGAUUCCACAAUUUGAAAAUAUCGUUAUCUUUGGAUCCAGUAUAGUUCAUGUUUUAUCAGGUAUAACGAUUCGACUUUUAAGAAUGAGAUCAAGACCCAAAAUCAUCAAGAAGAAUAAGGUGAUCAGUAAUAAUGAUGAGUUCCAUAUCAUCGAUGAUACGAGAGAUGAUAUUGGAUUAGGAGGGAUUACCAAUUUUUUAGGAUUAGGAUAUAAGAAAUCAUGGGUUUCUAAAACAUUAGGUAUAUCACCAUUAAAUUUUUCAGGAUACCUUUUAAUCCCCCAUUUAUUAUAUCAUAUGUAUAAAUUCCGUUUAAUCCCACUUAUGAUUGAUAAUGAUUCAAGUUUAAUUAAUCUCAAUUAUAUAAUGUAUUAUCUUAAUGUGGAGAAUAUUGAAUAUGUUCAACCAUAUGUGAAUAUAUUGGGAUUAUCAUUAUUAACCUAUAUUGGGAUAUAUCAUUUUAUAAAUGGAUUAUGCAAAUACUUUAAGAAAUUUUCACCAACUUGGAAAAAGAUUGGAUUUAGUUUUGUUAAUGGAGGAAGUUUAAUUGGGUUGAUUGUUAUUUAUAAUUUUAAGUAUAAUAAUAGUCAUGAUAAAAUUAAUCCGAAUGAUUUCUUUGGUAAGAAUUUUUUAAAGUAUUUAACCUGGGGAUAUAUAUAAUGAGAGAGUAGAUGAUUAAAUGA